Paralichthys olivaceus (Japanese flounder) is the source of this 2063-nucleotide messenger RNA. The record is from RefSeq and is a predicted model, not a curated record. Lineage: Eukaryota; Metazoa; Chordata; Actinopteri; Pleuronectiformes; Paralichthyidae.
CCAUCACUGGUGUACUGUCUCCUCGGACGCUUACUUCUGUGGUGGAGAGCAUCUGGAGAGGGACGAACCCGAGACAAGUCGACUUCUUUGAUUGGCUGCUCAGUCUACGUCAAUCAUUUGACAGAUUUUUUUUUUUUAGCGAACACUGCAAUGUCCCUCAGUGUGAGACCCUCUUCUCUGUGAGACCCUCCUCUCUGUGGACUCCGCGGAUCAGUCUGUAGUAGAAGGGGCCACCAGCUGCUGCCCGAGAGGACCUUUCUCCACACGGCUCUGUGCUACGCUGUAGCUCGGGACAUUCUUCUGGCUUCACGCGGGACAAACCGACAAAAUGACUCAUUUCAACAAGGGGCCAGCCUACGGACUGUCUGCUGAAGUCAAAAGCAAAAUUGCUCAGAAAUAUGACCCACUAAAGGAGGAGGAACUGCGCUUCUGGAUUGAGGAGAUGACGGGAAUGUCUAUUGGAGAGAACUUCCAGAAGGGGUUAAAGGAUGGAGUCAUCCUCUGCGAGUUGAUUAAUAAGCUGAAACCGGAUUCAGUAAAGAAAACCAACUAUUCACAGUUGAACUGGCACAAGCUGGAAAACCUUGGGAAUUUCAUCACAGCUAUCCUGGCUUAUGGUCUAAAGCCCAAUGACAUCUUCGAGGCCAAUGACCUAUUUGAAAAUGGGAACAUGACUCAAGUCCAGACCACACUGCUCGCACUGGCAAGCAUGGUGAGUGAACAGACAGUAUAGAAGGUUAUUGGCUUCUGAAGAACACAUUUUAUGCUUAUAGGUCAAAAAUCGAUCUGACAUUUUUUUCUAAAGGUGUGAAAUAAUGAGAAAUUACCCCCAAAAUUUGUAUAAAUUAACUUGACUGGCAUGAAUGACAGAUUAAUGAAUGAAUUGACGAAUCAUGAACAUUUCUGGAGGGACGUUUCAUUCUGUUAGAACCGAGCAUUCAGUUGUACACUGCUUUCAUUAUGUUAUAAAAUUUGUGACACUUUCCUUCAGGCGGGCAUGUCAGCUCCUGGUACCAGAAGAGACAUCUUUGACCAGAAGGUGGCGCAACAGCCACUGGACAACUCCACCAUCUCCCUUCAGAUGGGCACCAACAAGGUGGCAUCCCAGAGGGGCAUGAGUGUGUACGGUCUUGGUCGACAGGUCUACGACCCCAAGUACUGCGCUCCCCCAACAGAGCCAGUCAUUCAUGCUAAUGGCAGUCAGGGCACUGGCACCAACGGCUCUGAGAUCAGCGACAGUGACUAUCAGGCCGAGUUCCAGGAGGACGAGUACCAUGGAGGUUACCAUGACAACUACAGCUCCCAUUACAAUGACCAGGGCAUUGACUAUUAGUGGUGACCUUCACCUCAAGAGCAGUAUUAACAAGUGUAUUUUAUCAACACAACAGAGCAAGUAUUUUGCUAUCCUCACUAGUCUUUUCUCUCGAAGCAUAAAAUGAAUUGGUGCCUCAAGUGUUUUCCUUCUUCACCUCGACUCUAUCAUCUGAGCAGGAAAGGUUUUAAGAAGUUGUAGUAUCAUAGAAUUUUGAGAAAUACAGUGAUGAACAUGUUUUUAAGCUGAAGAGCAAUCAUUUAAUAGCCACUUUUUAAAAGAUGGAACACUGAAGUAGUGAUUACUUUGUUGACAGAUGGUGUAGUAGCAUUAGAUGUAGCUGCUGCAUUCCAAUGUUCAUGGACUGAAACUUCGCUGAUCCGUUCCCAUGUGUAAUCCUUAACAAUAGUCUGAUUUCUGUGUCUUCUCCCUCUGUGUUCUGUCUGUAUUCAUACACCCAGCCACAGUUUGUGAUACUGUUAUUCCUGAUGUCUUUUUGUGCCACAUUUAAUCACUAGAUAGUUUUUCUCAAAGUGGUGAGCAUGUAAAUCCUGAUGGCUGUCAGAUAGUGCAGAUGACCAAUUUUAUAGCUAGACUUCCAUGUUCCACAUUACCUAUAUUUUCAUAUCUUACCCCUUGUAUUCCUAAACAGUAUUUAUUGUGGUGACUCAUUGCAAAACAGUCCACUGUUAUAUGGUUUGUAAAGAAAAUGGUAUGUUAUAAAUAAAACGUCAAAUUCUCAAUUCCGAAA